This is a messenger RNA of Peronospora farinosa, 873 nucleotides long. The record is from the annotation of a GenBank genome assembly. Lineage: Eukaryota; Oomycota; Peronosporomycetes; Peronosporales; Peronosporaceae.
AUGGGGGAGCGCAAGGUCCUAAACAAAUACUUUCCACCGGACUUUGAUCCAUCGUUAGUUCCACGCCGAAAGAAACCUAAAAAUGAACAGGUGGAAGUUCGUAUGAUGCUUCCCUUUUCUAUCCAAUGUGCUACGUGUGGUGAAUACAUGUACCGUGGUAAAAAGUUUAAUUCACGUAAGGAAGAAGUACUGGAGGAGAAUUACCACGGUAUUCGCAUUUAUCGCUUUUAUAUCAAGUGCAUCACGUGUUCGUCGGAGAUCACGUUCAAGACGGACCCUAAACGUGGUGACUACGUGGCAGAGCAUGGCUGUCAACGGAAUUUUGAGCCUUGGCGAGAGAAUGAAGACGAACAGGAGGCGGCCGUCGCCCAACGAGUCGAAGAGGAGAAAGGAGACGCUAUGAAGGCAUUGGAGAACCGCACACUUGACUCGAAGCGGGAGAUGGACAUUUUGGAUGCACUGGAUGAGAUUAAAGCCAUUAACCAACGUCACGCUAAAGUGGAUACGGACAAAUUGCUGCAGCAACACGCAGAUGUGGGGAAAAUUAGCAAGGAAGAGCAGGAAAAACAGCUUGAGGAGGACCGACAAGAGGCACAUCGUGUGUUUGAACAGAAGCAGAAAUUGCAGUUGAAGCAGAAUGCUCACAAGCGACCAGUGGACGACGCCAGUGAAGAAGCGAAGGCUGGUAAUCCUUUAACAGGCCUCGUUACAGCUUCUUCGACAAGUACGCCAUCGUUGAAGCUGGCUGUGACGAUCAAGAAGAUGACGACCAUAGCUACAAAGAAGAAGAAAAACAACAAGGUUAAGGCGAAGACGCCUAUUCAAUCUGUUGCAAGCUUAGUGGCAGAAUAUAGCGACAGUAGUGACGAAUAA